AUGGUCCGGUUACCGCUCCCGCAGCGACUGAGCUCGCACCUGUCCACACGAAGCGCGAGUUCAACACCCGGCCAGAGUAGGAGUACAAGUCCCAUGAGAUCCCCGACAGAACCAAAACCUUUAUUACUCAAAGUCACCGUCAUCAGGGGACGAAACCUUGCUGCGAAAGAUCGAGGUGGUACGAGUGAUCCGUAUCUCGUCGUCAAUUUAGGAGAAGGACGCCAGUCUACACCGACAAUAUUUAAAACGUUAAACCCGGAAUGGAACGUGUCGUUUGAGAUGCCCGUUAGGGGCGUCCCACUGCUGGAAUGUAUUUGCUGGGAUCAUGACCGCUUUGGCAAGGACUACCUGGGUGAAUUCGAUAUCGCACUGGAGGAUAUAUUUUCGGAUGGACAAAUCAAAAAAGAGCCCACAUGGUACACCCUAAAGUCAAAACGAGUCUCAAGUCGCAAGAGCAAGAAGAAAAGCAAAAAGGACAGUAAUGUCUCCGGGGAGAUCUUGAUGCAGUUCUCACUGGCUGAUUCUGCGAACCCCUCCGCUUCCUCAUCGGAUACAUACCGCAAGUUUAAAAAGGCCGUCUGUGCGGGCGACGAGGACGAUGCGAUUGAGAUACCGGCGGCCGAUUUCGAUGACCUUGACCGUGAUGAAGAGACUUCCGAUGAGACUGAUGAUCCUACAAAGCCUGAGGUUGUUGAAAAACGCCGACGACGGCUUCGCUUGGCUCGUUUGAGGAAGAAGUCUCUUGCUGCGAGAGCUUAUCAAUUCUCCGGUGCAGGAACGGGUGUGCAAGGCAUUGUCUUUAUGGAAAUCAUGAGGGUGACAGAUCUUCCCCCAGAGAAAAACGUGACACGAACAUCAUUUGAUAUGGACCCUUUUGUUGUGACCACCCUUGGCCGAAAAACACUCAGAACCCCCGUUAUUCGUCACAACCUGAACCCUAUAUACAACGAGAAAAUGGUCUUCCAAGUGAUGCGACACGAACAAUCAUACAAGUUUGGCUUUACGGUAAUGGACCGAGACAAGUUCUCCGGUAAUGAUUUUGUUGCCUCUGCAAGUUUCCCUUUGCAGGCUCUUAUUCAAGCCGCCCCAGAAGCAGACCCUGAGACGGGUUUGUAUCAAUUCGUUGAGUCUGUAGAAAAAGAAAUUGUGCCACCAGCCAAGCCUAAUUCUCGGAUCACCUCUUCGGCCUCAUCAUCCAGUCUUUCCAAAAUGUCACGACCCACCUUGAAGUCGCGUGACUCUGCUACAUCGCUUUCCAGUAACUCUGUACUGGAGAUGGUCAAUAGGGCUGGAGCUACCUCUGUCCCAGAAGAAACUGCAUCCCAGACUGACAGCAGCACUACACUGCAAGUACCUCUGGUAUCAUCGACAGUCCCGGUAAACCCGGUCCCCUUUGAUAUUCCUCCUGCUGAUGAGGAGGGUCUGCGUCCUUAUACUAUUCCUCUAACCCUCAAGAACCGGGAUCGCUGGGAAGCUAAGCAUAACCCUGAAUUAUUUGUUAAAGCCAAGUACUUGCCCUAUAGCGCUCUCCGACAACAGUUCUGGAGACUCAUGUUAAAGCAAUACGAUGCUGAUGACAACGAUCGCAUCGAUAAGGUUGAGCUGACCACAAUGCUUGACACCCUGGGUUCAACACUCAAAGAAUCGACUAUCUCCAGCUUCUUCAAAGGAGCCAGCAAUGAAACCGACGAAGUCGCCGACUUGACCUUUGAUCAGGCCGUAGUUUCCCUCGAGGACACGCUCCAAAAAUUACAAAAGAAAAACGCCGCCGCGGUCCCCCGAAGACCCCUCGGUCCAUCAUCCGUCGGCAGUCAAGACAGUGAGGCGCCAUCCAGCGGCGACGAGCUCGCUUUAGAACCCAGCACCGUCAAUCAAUACAAUGCUAACACGACUUCAACAGCGGUGCCGACUAUCUCGAGUGAGGAGCAGGAACAGACUAGUUCGAACGAUGAAGGAAUCCAGGCCGACGACCUUGCAGACGAGAGAGGUGAGGAGCAUGUUAUUGAAAUCCGUGAAUGUCCCUUGUGCCAUCAGCCACGAUUUGCCAAACGAUCAGAUGCCGAUAUUAUUACCCACAUCGCCACUUGUGCUAGUCGUGACUGGCGACAGGUUGAUAACCUCGUUAUGGGUGGAUUUGUAACUGCGAGUCAGGCCCAGAGGAAAUGGUAUUCCAAGGUUAUCACUAAACUCUCAUACGGUGGUUAUAAGUUGGGAGCCAAUUCGGCCAAUAUUCUUGUGCAGGAUCGAAUUACUGGUCAUAUUAAUGAGGAGCGCAUGAGUGUCUAUGUUCGUCUUGGAAUUCGACUGCUCUAUAAGGGUCUCAAAAGCAAGGAGAUGGAGAAGAAACGAAUUCGUCGCAUUCUCCGCUCCUUGAGUAUAAAACAGGGUAACAAGUACGAUGACCCAGCUUCUACAAGUCAAAUCCAGGACUUCAUCAACUUCCACCAGCUAGACAUGUCCGAAGUUCUUCUCCCCAUUGAGAAAUUCCGAAACUUCAACGAGUUCUUCUACCGUGCACUCAAACCCGAGGCUCGACCAUGCUCAGCUCCCGACGAUCCCAGAGUCGUCGUCUCACCAGCCGACUGCCGUUCAGUGGUCUUUGAUCAAAUCACUGAAGCCACCGGUAUCUGGGUGAAGGGCCGUGAAUUCUCCAUCGCGAGACUUCUCGGAAACGCCUACCCAGAAGACGCAGCAAGAUACCAAAAUGGCGCUCUAGGUGUAUUCCGAUUGGCUCCUCAGGAUUACCAUCGAUUCCAUAUCCCUGUUGAUGGAAUUGUUGGCGAGCCCAAGACUAUUGAAGGUGAAUAUUAUACGGUUAAUCCGAUGGCCGUUCGCUCGGCACUGGAUGUUUAUGGUGAAAAUGUUCGAAUCCUCGUUCCCAUUGACUCUGUGUCUCAUGGGCGUGUUAUGGUUGUUUGUGUUGGUGCCAUGAUGGUUGGUAGUACGGUUAUUACACGCAAGGCCGGUGAGAAGGUUAGCCGGGCUGAAGAGCUUGGAUACUUCAAGUUCGGUGGUAGUACACUUCUUGUAUUGUUUGAGGAAGGAGUUAUCAAUUUUGAUAGUGAUUUGGUGGAUAACUCGAAGGGACCUUUGGAGACACUGAUCCGAGUUGGCAUGUCUGUCGGUCACAGUCCGGAUAUCCCUCAACAUGAACCGGAUAUGCCUAAGAAAGCAGAAAAUAUUACUGCUGAGGAGAUGCAAGAAGCCAGACGUCGUAUUGGUGGUAGUACACAACCACCUCCAGACAGUAUGGACACGUUGCCGACAGUUGAAGAUGCCAUUGAAACAGAAGCAUACUAA
Molecule: messenger RNA, 3300 nt
Organism: Penicillium angulare
Lineage: Eukaryota; Fungi; Ascomycota; Eurotiomycetes; Eurotiales; Aspergillaceae
Product: putative phosphatidylserine decarboxylase Psd2
Exons: 6
Coding region: 1-3300 (1099 amino acids)
Biological process (GO): phospholipid biosynthetic process
Molecular function (GO): phosphatidylserine decarboxylase activity; calcium ion binding
Source: RefSeq, a predicted model, not a curated record